Protopolystoma xenopodis is the source of this 936-nucleotide messenger RNA. The record is from the annotation of a GenBank genome assembly. Lineage: Eukaryota; Metazoa; Platyhelminthes; Monogenea; Polystomatidea; Polystomatidae.
AUGACUACUCUUCAGGUGCGUUCCAUACGCAAAUUCCUCCGAGCAACUCGGUUGGCUGCAUUUACUCGCCUGGUCGUCAAUGUCGCCGGUUAUCUGCGUCCCUCAUUAAUCGCUUCCGGCUACAAUGCUCUUCGACAAGCCAGUCCUUCUGACCUGCUUUUCGGACUGCUUGGCCUGCAGAUUGGUCUCAUCAUUGGCCUCUUGCGUCUCAGCUGGGCCGGACUCUGUCUUCUCGUGCGUCUUUUCAUCGCCAUGGCAUCGACCUCCACCUCUUCGUCCAUCCAUAGCUCGAGUCCAUUUGACGGAAGACACUCUUCUAGCCCACUUGGCUUCACCGCCGGUGCGCAGACAGCCGCAGGAAUGUCAGGCUUAGGCGGCGUCGGUGUCUGUGGCGCCCCGGCUGGCGCCAAUCCGCCCGGGGGCUUAGGCACGUCGGGAACCGGCUCCGUCGCCGGUACCGGUCUAAUCGGUCAAGUUUCCGGCAUCACAACUCUCCCUUCGAUUGGCGUCAUGACGGGAGGUCUGAUGUCAACUGGAACUGGGGGUCUGUCUUCCGCCGGAAGCGGUGAAAUCGGCCUUUCCGCGUCCGGUGUCUCGGGGGCGGCAGCCUCGAGUACGGCUGGAGGCACUUGUAUUGGCUCCUCCGGAGUUGCCAUGGCGACAUCCACUUCUGGCGCUGUGAUGACGGCAGCCGGUGGAGCUUUGCUCCCCCCAAGUGACGCGGCUUCGGCCGCUUCGGCUGUUGGGCACAGAUCUGCGACUGCCUCAAGACUGGAAAUACUUUGUCGGCCCGCUUUCGCCUCUUUGAUGGAGCGUCGGGUGUCUGGAGAACUGCCUAACACCCUCCAGGCGAGUUUUCACUAUGGCAGGAUGGAACUUGCUAUUGUAUGCUUUUUGUUUUACUAUUUCUGUCAUCAUCAUCUGCAUAUCCAGUGA